UUGCAUUUUUUUUUUACACUGUGACUUUCAUUUGUAGCAGCAGGGAGAGACGCAGACGGGAUUGUGCUCGAGAUCACCGCGACCCGGAAUCGAGCAGCUUCUCAACACUCACAUUCCAAGAAUAUUUGCAGCCCCUGGCAUGAGUUAAACACAACGAAGUGGUUCGCUCUUGAGUUUUGGCGUGCACGGUCGACUUUGUCGGUCGUUUACUUUCCGCUUUUGAUUUUUGCAAGAAGACUUGACCGCCUUGAAUCACAGGCAGACAAGCCAGGGAAAGCAGAAGUCUCAACUCGCCUCGGGCUCUCGUUCUGCAGGCAUGUCGCAGAAAGAAAGACCAACUUUUUAUCGACAGGAGGUCAACAAGACGAUAUGGGAGGUCCCUGAGCGAUAUAAGAACUUAUCUCCCGUCGGCUCUGGUGCAUACGGAUCUGUUUGCUCUGCAUAUGAUGAAAAGACCGGAUUGAAGGUCGCUGUGAAGAAGCUGUCAAGGCCAUUUCAGUCCAUUAUCCAUGCCAAGCGGACCUACAGGGAAUUGAGGCUACUCAAGCAUAUGAAACAUGAGAAUGUGAUUGGCUUGUUGGAUGUUUUUACGCCUGCCACCAGCCUGGAGGAGUUUAAUGAUGUGUACCUGGUGACUCAUCUAAUGGGUGCUGACCUGAACAAUAUUGUGAAGUGUCAGAAGCUGACCGAUGAUCAUGUUCAGUUCCUUAUUUACCAGAUCCUGCGAGGGCUUAAGUACAUCCAUUCGGCUGACAUAAUUCACAGGGACUUGAAACCCAGUAAUCUGGCAGUAAAUGAAGACUGUGAACUUAAGAUCCUUGACUUCGGUCUGGCUCGACACACAGAUGAUGAGAUGACAGGGUAUGUGGCCACAAGGUGGUACCGUGCUCCAGAGAUCAUGCUUAACUGGAUGCACUACAACAUGACAGUGGACAUUUGGUCAGUGGGCUGCAUCAUGGCUGAGCUGUUGACAGGCAGGACUCUGUUUCCUGGCACAGAUCACAUUGAUCAGUUGAAGCUUAUUAUGCUUCUGGUUGGAACUCCAGGACCUGAGCUGUUAAUUGAAAUUUCUUCGGAGUCUGCUCGUACUUACAUCAACUCACUUCCUCAGAUGCCCAAGAGGAGUUUUGCUGACGUGUUUAUCGGAGCUAAUCCAUUAGCUGUGGACCUUCUAGAAAAGAUGCUGGUCUUGGACACGGAUAAGCGCAUCACUGCGGCGGAGUCUCUGGCUCACCCGUACUUUGCUCAGUACCAUGACCCAGAUGAUGAACCCGAGGCAGAGCCUUUCGACCAGAGCUUUGAGAGCCAAGAGCUUGAUAUUGAAGAGUGGAAACGUCAGACAUAUGAAGAGGUGAUAAGUUUUGAGCCGCCAGUCUUUGAAGGAGAUGAAAUGGAAUCUUGACCUUCUCUUCUGGAUGGCAAUCAAACCAACUGUAAUACUUUUACAGUAAUGCUGUUAUUUUGCAGUAUUGUAAUCAGCCAGGCAGUAGGACGUUUGACUGUUUCUUUUCUUUUUUAUGAUGUCUGCUGGGCCAAACAGAAGGAAUAGAUGUCAUAGAAAAUCCUUAUUUCACACAUUGAAUCUCUUCAAAAGAUUCUGAUAGUAAUACGGUCAACAAUUUUAGUCAUGCAAAUCCAUUUGUAAAUGUAACAUCUCCCUGAAAUGUCUUAGUUGUGCUGUCAUAAUGUUCUUUGUGUACAAUGCAUUACAUUUGCAGUACUUUUAAAAUGUUCAGAAAACAUUGUUCAUUUAGUUUCUGUUCAUAUAUUUUUCCAGUGAUAUAAUGAGCAUUGUAUUUAAAGAAUGAAAGUGUUGCUCCUUACUCAGUUUUCGUAAAGAUGGGAUUUAUUGGCUUGUACUUUGAUAGAGCUAGGAUGAAAACUUUAAAUUGUUGCAUUGGGUAUUGGUGAUACAUUUAGGCUGUUUGUAAAUAUACGUUCUAUAAAGCUUUUCGAAUCUGUAGCGGUUUUACCUGAUCUUUUUCACAUUGUUUGUGUGUGUUUCAUAGGGAGAGAAAGUGUCUGUUUGUCUUUCUGUCCGAGGUUACUACUAUGAACUGUAUGCGACAUGAUUCUGCCUCCAAUAGCUGUUUUUAAAAUGCUAUUAAUUGAAUGUUCAAAUAUGAAAGUAGAGUAAAAUAUUUAUAUACUGUU
Messenger RNA from Carassius auratus (goldfish), 2154 nucleotides. RefSeq names its product mitogen-activated protein kinase 14A-like. Bases 317 to 1402 code for a protein of 361 amino acids. The record is from RefSeq and is a predicted model, not a curated record. The transcript is spliced from 12 exons. Lineage: Eukaryota; Metazoa; Chordata; Actinopteri; Cypriniformes; Cyprinidae. Gene Ontology annotation, molecular function: ATP binding; MAP kinase activity. Gene Ontology annotation, biological process: protein phosphorylation.